This is a messenger RNA of Patella vulgata (common limpet), 3908 nucleotides long. RefSeq lists its product as uncharacterized. The record is from RefSeq and is a predicted model, not a curated record. The transcript has 5 exons. Lineage: Eukaryota; Metazoa; Mollusca; Gastropoda; Patellidae. The coding region runs from base 143 to 2842 and encodes 899 amino acids.
GGAUCAGAAUUAUUGAUAAAAGAAUAUAAUGGCUGUAAAUGCUUAAGACAAAAUAUAAACAGGCUUCAUACGGUGGGAAAAAAAACAACAACAAAAAAAAAACAACAAAAAACAGAUUAUUCGAGAACGGAAAGUUAUCAUUAUGCCUCACGGUAAUCGUCAUGGGAGACAAGGAUUUAAGGGUGGCAGAAGAAGUGGAGGGGGAGGAGGUGGUGGAGGAUAUCGAAAUGACAGAAAGGGUGGAUUUGGGGGUAGAGAUUAUGAAGAUAGAUUUAACAGAGGAGGAGGUAACUGGGAUGAUGGAGGGUUUGGGGGUGGAGGUUUUGGAGGGAGAAGUAUGGGAGGCAAGAGACAUGUAAUGGAGGAAAAUUGGAACAUGAUGAACCAAGAGCCUAGAAGACCAACUUUACCAAAGGGAAAUCCAGACUAUUGGGAAUAUAAAGACACUGCCAGUGACAAUGAAGAGUGUUCAGAAGUCGAACCCAAAAGACCAAGAUUAGAAGUCGAAGAUGGUCUUCUACCAGGUGCUGAAAAUGUAACAUGUGUUAUGCCAGUUCCUAAACCUCCUGUUCAAAGUGAAGAGGACAAAAAACCGAAACCACUUUUAGAUAGUCCAAUGUUUGAUGAAUAUUAUGAAUACUUUGAUGGUGGUCCAGUUUUACCUACUGCUCUAAACCCAAAACCACUUGACCAAAAAUCUGAUGCUCCUGGACCAAGAGAUGAAUUUUGGGAUACUGAUAUAAGAAAUGGGAUGUCACUUGAGGAUAUGAGAUAUAGAAUCAUCCCAGGGGAGCCAAAAUAUUUUGAAGGUCCCGGUCCUAGGUCAACCGAAUUAAUAAGAAUAGGACAAGAUGGUCGCAGAGUUUCGCCAGAAGAAAAGAUGUUUGUUUUUGUUCAAAUUCUUCUCAGAACUCCAUUUAAGAAAUCGGCAGUAGAGGUAAUGGAGAUAGCACGUGGUAAAAUGAACAAGAAGCAGGCAAUAUGUUUGAAUUUUCAAAUAACUCCAGAGGACGACGACAGUGACAAUUAUCAGUGUCAGUUCAGCGCAGCAGGAUUUAAGAUUACAACCACAGAAGGCUCAACUAAAGAAGAAGCCAAAACUUCAGCUGCAGAACAGGGUCUUUAUAUUCUGAUGACCAAAACCUUUAAUGAAAUAUGUCCAAGUAAUUACUAUCAAACCCUAGAUGACGGCAACUACGAGACCAAAGUUAGGACAAAAGACGACCCAAAAGAAACCAAAGCUGCAGUUGAAAACAAAGAUGACCAGACUACUGAUGAAACCAAGGCAUCCAUAAAGACAGACGAAAAAGAAGAAAAGGACGAGAAAGAAGAUAAAGAGAUGGAAGAAGAAGGAGAAAAAGAUGAGAAUACAGAGAAAGAUGAAAAUGAAGAAAAUACAGAGAAAGAUGAGAAUGAAGAAAAUAAAGAGAAAGAUGAGAAUACAGAGAAAAAUGAAAAUGAAGAAAAUAAAGUAACAGAUGAGAAUGAAGAAAAGGAUGAGAAAGAAGAAAAGGGUGAAAAUGAUGAAAAUAAAGGAAAAGAAGGAAAGGAUAAUAAAAGGACAUCGGAGCAUAAGAGACAUGAACAAAGAGGAAAGAAAAGCCCAACUUGGAGAAGUCCCAAACUUAUUAUUCGACUACAGAUUAUGAAGAAAAUCAUGGAAGAAACACUAGCUAGAAAUUGCUAUUCUGAUAUGGAGGCUGUUGCUUAUACAUGUGAAGUGGCACUUUGCAUUGUUUGCUAUAAAAGAUAUCGCUUCUCGGGUGGAUCAGAUCCAAUGAAAUGUGAUAUGUAUGCAGAUGAGAUGUAUCUUGGAACUGGCAGUGGAUCAAACUUUGAAGAAGCCCUGUUUGAAGUUUAUAUGUCAGCUAGAGACAAUCUAAUCAGAACAUCGGUUCACUCGCUUCUAAUGAACAAUAAACGAUUAUCAGAACUUGAUAGAAAUGAUCCCAAGAUUCUCGAUAUUAUUUACAGAGGCCAUUAUCAAGAAAUUGGAUCUAAUCGAGGAAGUUUGAAAACUUUUGAGGUCUAUCCACCAGACUUAGAUAAAUCAACUGAUGAAGUUAUCAUCCUGCAGUCUGAAGAUAAACACACAACACCAUUCCGUAUAUUAAAAAGUAGUAUAACACAGUCUGGGUUAUUGAUCGAAUGGGUACUCUCAGCAAAAGAUGACCAUUCUGCUUGCAGGUGCUUAGUCUACCUACAAGGGAAAAGAAUUGUAGAUGUAAGAGGGCCAACCAAGUUCAAGGCAAAGAAUGCAGCAUCUGAAAUGAUAUUGAAAGGAUUUAAUGCUACACAUUCAGUGAUCAGAUGUUCUCCCAUGGAAUUCUCAGAACCAACAUUGUCAAUGGAAAACCUAAAACAGCAAGCCAGAGAGUUGUGUGAUGAACAGAAUAUUAUCACUGAUGAAGAACUAACACCAUGGAUGCAUAAAGUUUUAGAAAAACUUAUAGAUGAAAAGUUGGAAGGAGAUACUUUAGAUCUAAUUAUACUGUGUGAAGAUAUUGGUGGUAAAUUAAGAAAGUUCAUCAGAAGUUAUGCAGACUCCAAGAAAUAUCUAGCCAGGGAGCGUCCAUCUGAUACAAGAAAAAAUCUUAUUAUACAAAAGAGACUGUUUACAGCCAAGGAAAUGGUAGAUAUUCUGGAAUUAAAUAACUACGAAAGUGGUAAAUUUAAAUUGAUUCAGAAGCGAGAUGGGGAUAUACUAACAAAAUAUUGGACUGAGGAUGGAAGUAUGAAACUUGAUGUCCCUGAAUCCAUUAAUAUUUCUGAUAUUCAACAAGAGGAAGAAAUGCCAUUAGAUGAUAGGCGUGCAAGUAAAGGGCACUCAGAAACAGAGUAAAAACUUUUUAUUAUAAAAUUUUAAUGAUACAUUUUUCACUGGAUUUGUGUGUCUACAAGACUUGCAAAGAUUUACAGACUUUUCUUUUCAUCUGCUAGCUAACAAUAUUUUUUUUCUCACAAAAUUCAUAUACCAGAAACUUGGAUUACAAAAAUAGUUUUAACACUGGGUUAAGAAAAUAGUUUUAACAUUGGGUCAAGAAAAUAGUUUUAACAUUGGGUUAAGAAAAUAGUUUUAUACAAUGUUAUUUUUUUGUCAAUCAUUUAUUAUUUCAAAAUGAAUACGAAGUACAGUGAUCAUUGAAAGACAUUGUAGCGAAUUUAAAAAUAUAUGACUAAUGUAUGCCAUUCUUGAAUAUAUAUAAAUUGUGUCUACUAACAGUACCCAGAUUUAUGUGAAGAGCUUUUAGAUAAAUAGAUAAUCUCCAGCGAGUCUUUUUUGAUAUAAAAAAAUAUGGACUUGUGAUAAUAUUAGAAAUGAAGAGAAGUAGAUUUUAUUUAUCACCCAAUCCUUUCUUACAUGCAUAAAUAAAUAUAAUUCUUUGCUAUAGAUUUGACUUUUACUGAACCUGAUUACAUUACGGCGUAGUGAUACAUCAUUUUUUGACAGCAAUUCAACCAUUGCAGUCCUUUAUAUUGACCCAGUGUUUCCAUGAAAGUCAAUUAAAUAAAAAAUAGUUCCUUUUAAUAAGAAAGAAGUUAUUUUUAUUAAAAAUUGAACUGUUCUUUGAAAAUAAAAAAAGUAGUUCCAUUUUGAUUGACCAAUCAAAUUCAUGUAAAGCGAUGUCUCCUAAGGAGCUAUAUCGUAGUAGAUUAUGAAAUUUAUCAGACAAGCAACAUCUACUGUAGAAUGUAUUAUUGGGUGAUAAUUAAAGAUAAUUAUCAAAUGUUUAGGGACUACUGUCAAAAUAUUGUUUAUUCAGCAGACUUGAAUUAGGUAGAAAGACAUAUAAAUCAAAGUUCAUUAAAUUCAAGGAUAUUUUAAAAUAAUGCAUACCCUACAUGUGUAUUUUGUAGUCAAAUGAAUUCAUUCUCAUCAUUGUAAAAUAAAACUUCAGCCAGAUAAA